GGUACUUGUUACUCGCUGACCCGCGGAACUGUCAGCAGGCAUCAGUUCGCCCUCUUCAGCAGCCUCCGACCCGCAGCACGAUGAGUGAAGCCCGCAGAGACGCCGUGGAGCAGGAGCAGCCCGAACACAUUGAGGAUGUAGCCGUGGGGAGACGCGGCGUGCUCGGCUCCGUGGUGAACGGUCUCCUGUGGCCUUUCAGCAUCGUGGCGCGCGCUUACCGCAGGUUCUGGCUGUUCUUGGGCUUCCGGCAGCCGCGGGAGAGGGCCCUCGUGAGCCCCGCGCGCCACAGCCUGACGGGCCGCAAGCGUCUGCACUGGUUGACCCGCGUGCUGCUGUCGCUCGUGCCCCGCUGGGUGCAGCGCUCUCUGGGCUACACGCGGUCCAGCAGCAUCGGCCGCGCCCUCUCGCCAGAAGUCAGGGUGUCUCCCACUAAACCCUGCGGCAAAGGCAGCAAGCGGAAGCAGGACGAGCUGGACGAGGAUGAGGAGGAGGAAGGCCAGCAGACGUGGGUGGAGGCGCUCACUCAGGAGCUUGCUGAUGAUGUCGGUUCAGAGGAAGAUCCGGACUACGAGCCCAGUACGGUGGAGACGGAGAGCGAGGAGUACCGCUCGCACAACGACACAGAGAGUGACCUGGAGGUUGAAGGCAAAGGCCCAGUGCUCAUCAAAGACGUGAACACGGAUGUUGCUCCAUCGACUCAAGCCCAGAUGUCUUCCCCUGCUGUUUAAUGUCAUAUUGACGCGUGUUUUUUGAAUGUUUAUAUACUAAUUCAAUAAAAUAAUUUCCCCUGA
Betta splendens (Siamese fighting fish) is the source of this 791-nucleotide messenger RNA. It is a transcript of the gene org, whose product is annotated as oogenesis-related gene. The coding region runs from base 81 to 728 and encodes 215 amino acids. The transcript is spliced from 6 exons. NCBI's taxonomy places the organism in Eukaryota, Metazoa, Chordata, Actinopteri, Anabantiformes, Osphronemidae. The record is from RefSeq and is a predicted model, not a curated record.